Molecule: messenger RNA, 2149 nt
Organism: Archocentrus centrarchus (flier cichlid)
Lineage: Eukaryota; Metazoa; Chordata; Actinopteri; Cichliformes; Cichlidae
Gene: utp18
Product: UTP18 small subunit processome component
Exons: 13
Coding region: 147-1739 (530 amino acids)
Biological process (GO): rRNA processing
Cellular component (GO): small-subunit processome; Pwp2p-containing subcomplex of 90S preribosome
Molecular function (GO): protein binding
Source: RefSeq, a predicted model, not a curated record
UUACCGGAAGCACGUGAUCGCACAGGGAGUAAAAAACACAAGUCUCCACAUGUGCAGCGUAAGGUCCAGUAAAAGUGUAAGGUCAAAGUUUAGAGGUUAAAUUCGCUGUGUUCUGGGUGGACUUUGGUGCAGCGGACAGAACAAACAUGGAGGACACGAGCUUCAUCAAGCUGCCCGCCACCGAGGGCCCAGAACCGGACAAGAAGAAGCCGAAAACCCCGCAGUCCAGCCCGCGGGAGGAGGGCACGAAGCGGCAGAGGAACGUGAAGAGGCUGGCGGUGCUGGGGCAGGAGGACAGCUCGGUGAAGCUGCUGGAGGAGCUGGUGUUCGGGGCCGAGGAGGAGCUGCUGGAGAGGCUCGUAGAGGACGAUGAGGAGCAGGCUGGACCCCUGCUGCUGGAAGACAAAGAUGAAGAGGAGGGGGAGGAGUCUGAGGAUGAGGGCGGAGCACGCCAGCAGCUGCAGGCCAAAAGGAAAGCGGCAUGGGUGGAUGAAGAUGACGAGCUGGAGGAAGAGGUGGACAUGAAGCAUCGUUUCCGUAGAAACCUGAUGAAAGGCGAGGCUGAGUCCACCAUGACCAAACAGAAACUGCAGCAGAGGAUGAGGGAGCAGUUCCAGAAGUCGAUGGGAGGAACUCCAUCGUGGGCGGAGAGCAGCGCCCAGAAGAAGAAGAAGAAGAAGAAUAAAGAUGAGGAGGAAGAGGAGGACGAAGACGACCUGCUGAGGAGGACGGGGAACUUUGUGGGGUUGUCUGACAGCCUGCCCAGCGGCAUCCUGAGGAUGAAAAAGUGUCUUCACGCCAACGGUGCCCGGCCGUCCGAGGACAGACUGACCACCGUCCAGUUCCACCCCAGCGCCCAGGUCGUCAUGACGGCCGGCCUCGACCGGUCCGUCUCCUUGUUUCAGGUGGAUGGAAAGACGAACCCGAAGAUCCAGAGCAUCCACCUGGAGCGCUUCCCCGUCCACAAAGCUCAGUUCAGCGUGGACGGGGAGACGGUGAUCGCCACCAGCCUCAAGAACAAGAUGUUCUACCUGUAUGACAUGAUGGAGGGCCGCGUCUCACCUGUGCACACCAUCAGAGGUCUGAAUGAAGCCAGAGUGAAGGAGUUCUCUGUGUGUCCUGAAGGAGGCGCUCUGCUGCUCACAGGCACCAACGGAUACCUGCACCUCCUCACGCUCAAGACUAAGGAGGUGGUGCACAGCAUGAAGAUUAAUGGUGACGUCUGCGGUGUCGCCUUCUCCCACGAUGGCAGCAAAGUCUUUGCAAACUCAGAGGAGGGGGAGGUGUAUGUGUGGGACAUGCGCAGCAGUCGGUGUGUGCACAGGUUUACAGACGACGGUUGUGUGAAGGGAACGUCCAUCGCCACCUCACGAAACGGCCAAUACCUGGCCUGUGGCUCUCAGUCGGGUGUGGUCAAUGUGUACUCCCAGGAGGCGUGUCUAAAUUCAGCCAAUCCAAAGCCUCUGAAAGCGGUGAUGAACCUGCUGACGUCAGCGACCGCCCUCGCCUUUAACCCCACCUCAGAGAUCCUGGCCAUUGCGUCCCGGGCCGAGGACGAGGCUGUGCGGCUGGUGCACCUGCCCACCCUCACCGUCUUCUCCAACUUCCCCGUUGCAAAGAGGAAGGUCGUUUAUCGAGCCAGCUGCCUCGAUUUCUCCCCACACAGCGGCUUCUUCUCACUGGCAAACAACAAAGGCCACGCCCCCCUUUUCAGGCUGCUGCAUUACAGAGACUUCUGAGGAGGAGCCGACGCUCGCUCGGACGUUUGGAUGUCGGACAGUUUCCUGUGAAUAUCGGAGAGCUGCGGAGGACCCGGACGGUUAAAGACGCUCGUCUUUUUCGUGUGACGUGAUUUCAUGAAAAGGACUGAACCUGAAUCGCGGCUUUGUCUUUGUUUCAGGUUUUAGGAGAAACUUCACUGUGUAACUCCCACUCAGCUUCACUCGUUUCAGAUUUUAGUGCCGAACUCGGCCAAAAUCCAAAAAUCUGACUUCACUUAAUAAGAAAAACAGUCGAUAUCAUUUCUACUCUUAAAGGAUGAUUUGUGUGUUUUAAUAAUAAAUAGUGUAUUUUUGAAGCUCAGUUUGAGAGUCUGUGUCUGAAUUCAGUGUGAAACUUUACACUCAGGAUCUCACACUGUGAUCCUCCA